AUGGCUCUACUGAUACAGUCCUCCUGCUCCCUCCUACAACCCUCCUGUCCAUCCUACAACGCCCCUGCACCCGCUCCUGUGGGACCAGCACGGUACGACUUCAACUACGCCGUGAAAGACGACUACUCCGGCAACGACUUCGGUCACCAGGAGGCCCGUGACGGAUACGACACUCAGGGCACCUACUACGUCCAGCUCCCCGACGGCCGCCUGCAGACAGUCACCUACAACGUGAACGGCGACUCUGGCUUCCUGGCUGAUGUGGCUUAUCAGGGAGAGGCUCAGUACCCCGCCCAGCAGCCUUCAAGAUCCUACCAGCCUGCUCCCUCCCCAUCCUACCAGCCUGCCCCGACCCCUGCCUACGGUUAA
Penaeus vannamei (Pacific white shrimp) is the source of this 369-nucleotide messenger RNA. Lineage: Eukaryota; Metazoa; Arthropoda; Malacostraca; Decapoda; Penaeidae. The record is from RefSeq and is a predicted model, not a curated record.